Messenger RNA from Penicillium argentinense, 837 nucleotides. RefSeq lists its product as uncharacterized. The record is from RefSeq and is a predicted model, not a curated record. The coding region runs from base 1 to 837 and encodes 278 amino acids. Lineage: Eukaryota; Fungi; Ascomycota; Eurotiomycetes; Eurotiales; Aspergillaceae. The transcript has a single exon.
AUGCAUUCCUCCCUCCCAACCUUGUUGCUCCUCUCCACCCCAAUCCACGCCAACACCAUCGCCCGAGUUUGGACACAUUUCUACCCAAGCUGUCCCGGCGAACCCUUCUCGAACCUCGACACAUACGAGAACUACGAAGAAACCGUACCAGCCGAAGAAAUCACCGUUGGCAGCUGCGCCAACAUCGGCGUCCCCUCCUACGAACACAACCUCGUCAGCGCCAUCUCCGUAGACGCGGAGCUCAUCUCCCACGAGAAAGGCCACCCCUACCCACCAGAAGGCGGACCAAACUGCAACAUCACCGUACACGAAGUCCCAGAAUGUGUCGACCCGCCCCUCAUCACGAAAGCCCUCCAAAACGGCGUCGAAGUCAGCGGAUGCGAACCACGUCAAUUCGCAGCCUACAGCGAAGUCUGGGUGCAGCUGGUCUGCGAGAGCAAGGGUUUUGAGUCCCUGCAGGUUUCAGGAGACGAUGCACCCCGUCUGGAUAAGACGGCUUCAACGCACAAUGUGAACAAUAUCCAAACUCCUGGCUCGGACUCGAACUCUUGGUCCAUGGCGCAGGAGCAACACUCUGAACGUCGACCUGAGGAUGAGAGUCGGGUCAAUGAAGCUGGGCAUUCUCAGAGCGACCAGGUCGUUCACGAUAUUAUGAUGCUGAUCCAAGAGAAGCAGUCGCAUGUUGCGGAUGAUAAGCAUAAUGCGACUAAGCACCAAAUUCACACUCCUCACGCGAAGCUGAAUCAGAAGAAUGCCAAUGCUACUGCUCCUGCAAACCGCACUGUUAUGUCGAGGAGGAAGCUGUCUGUGCUGCGCAACCGUGCUCGUCUUUAUUAA